AUGGUGGUGUCGGGGGGGAGCAACAGUAACAGCUGGGAGGCCCAGGCCUGUCAAGACCGAAAUUUGAACGGGAACAGACCAGAUCAGGAAGAGGAUAGGGAUCUGGGGGCAAAAGGACCAUCGCAAGAGAGAGUGGAGGGUGGGGGAUCUGUCAGCGAUAGCACAGAACCAGAGGCGGAGGAGGAAGAGGACCCGGAAGGGGGCAACUGGGCAGACGGGAACGGAGAUGAUCGUGUCGGUUGGGUGGCAGUAACUGUCAGAAAAGACGAGUCCAGGAAAGGGAGUAACUGGACAGCGGGUAACGGCCUGAACAGCGAGGACAGAGGCGAAGCGGGGAGCGGGGGAGACGGGGAGCAGGAAACGGGUGGUGCCAGGAAGUCUUGGGUAGAAAUGAGACCGCAGACGUUACUCCAGAAACAUUCGCCAUUCCAAGCAUCAUGGCGACAGGAGUUCCCAUGGCUCAAAUUUUGCCAGGAGACGGGACUUAUGUCUUGCUCCUGGUGUCACAACAUUGCCACUAAAAACAACGACGAGCUGGUGAAAGGCAGUCGAAAUUACAAGCGGGCCUUGCUUUUGAGACAUCACCUGUCUUCUGAGCACGGAAGGAAUGAUCCGACCAAGCAGGAGCUGGAGCGGCCUGGCUGUGAGGACCCCCCCCAGGGGACAGACAUGGAGACAGAAGACUACUACAGGAACAACAAACCUAACCAGGACUCCUACUGCUACCAGCUGCUGCAGGAGCUAAACAAACAACGCAAGGGAGGAAUCCUCUGUGACGUCAACAUCGUGGUGAGUGGAGAGGUGUUCCGGGCGCACAAGAACAUCCUCGUGGCCGGGAGCCGCUACUUUAAGACCCUCUACUGCCUGACCAAGAGCGAGAACACUUCCUCGUCAUGUGACCAGACGACCACAGUCACCGACACCCACCUCGACGUGGCGGCAGUGGCAGGUUUCUCGGUCAUCCUGGACUUCCUGUAUAGUGGUAACCUCCUGCUGACCAGUCAGAACGCCAUCGAGGUAAUGUCCGUGGCCUCCUACCUCCAGAUGACAGAGGUGGUGGGAUCGUGUCGGGGGUUCAUCAAGGAAGCCCUCAACAUCAGCAUCAAGCAGGAGGCCCCCGACUCAGUGGUGGUGGAUUACAACAAGAGGAGAACGGUGGCCAAAGACGGAGCUGGACAGGUGGGCUCAGACGGCAGCACCAACAAGAAGCCUGGGAGUAACUUCUGGGCCACCAGCAUCCUGUCCAAGCUGUCAAUAAAAGCCAGUGGUCAUGUCCAGGAUGGGGAGCAAGCAGGGGGAGGCAGCGUAAAGGAGGAGCCCAGUGACGUGGAGCUGUCUGCAGGGGAGGGCUGCGCCCUGGGAAGCUCCAGCUGGGGCUGUGAGAACUCAUCCGAGUCUGCUGAGAACGAGCCUCCGAGCGUUCCGGGACCGGGGCCGGUGUUCGUCUGGAACGAGCCGGCUCCUGGGGCUGCGGCGGGCAGGGUGGUGGCGGUGAAGAGGGAAGGUCAGAGGGUGCAGCCGGGGAGCGGACGGAGGAAGAAACAGAUCACACGGCGGUUCGUCUACAACAUCCCACCAGAGCCAGAGGAAGGGUUUGAUGAGGGGAUGUUCAUCCAGCCCUCAGCCUCCUAUCCCAGGGAGGACUUCUCCUUCCUCUCUGAGAACGCCGAACUGGCCAACCAGAUUCAGUACAGCCUCCUACAAGACUCCUCCCAGCAAGGAGAGUCCUGGGAGAAUGGCGAGUCGUCCGACACGGCCCUGAAUAAGCUCAAGUGUCCCCAUUGUAGCUACAUCGCCAAGCACCGGAGAACACUAAAGAGGCACCUCAUCAUUCACUCCGGCGUCCGCUCCUUCAGCUGUGAUAUCUGUGGCAAGCUGUUCACCCGCAGAGAGCACGUCAAGAGACAUUCCCUGGUGCACAAAAAGGACAAGAAGUACAAGUGCAUGGUAUGUAAAAAGAUCUUCAUGCUGGCGGCCAGCGUGGGGAUCCGGCAUGGCUCGCGGCGCUACGGCGUUUGUGCGGAAUGUGCGGAAUGUGCAGAUUCCCACCAGGCCACACAGGAGGGCCUGGAGUCCCUGGAGGGGUUCGUCCGUGAAGACGAUGACUUCGAGGAGGGUGGAGAGGGGGAGGAGCCUGACGAGGACAUGGCUGAGGAUGGGGAGGAGCCUAACGACAACGACCAAUCCAACUGGGAGGAGGGUGACACUGGUGUUGCCCUUGAGAACGAGUAGUGACUUGCUCAGAUAGAAACAAAAUAGUUGACGAAUUAUACAUUUUAAAAAGCUGGUAAACAAUCAAAGUGCUAUCAAACCUUGAGGUUAUUUACACGGUUCAGUGUAUGAGACAAAGAGAAGCUUUGGUAGCGAGGGACUCCAAGAUGUACAGAUAUUCUAUGUGUCAGACUCUGAGCUUAGUGCUCACUAGAGAAAGAGAUAAAAAUGAAAUAUUGAAAUCAGGUUUAUGGUGCUGUAUUUUAUUUGGGGGGGGAAGGGGUUGGUUGUGUACAGCGGUUUAAGUUACGAUAGGCCAAUCAUCUUUAAAAUAAAUGUUAAUUAUUUAAUUUAUGAAAGAGAAGUUAUUAUGGUCUUAUUAAAUAUACUUUGUUUUCUGUUUUGUUGUAAACUGCUAUCAGAGAAGUUCCCUUUCAGAUUUGGACUUUCUGUCAAGUCUGAAAGUAUAUUGUUAGCUGCGUGUUUUAGAAUCAAAUACGUCAAGGAGAGAGAGAGCAUUAUUUGCCGACAGGAAGAUUUUAUGUUUAGAUGCUCUGAACAUUAUAAUUUUAUCUUUUAUCUUUUCCAUGCACAAAUCUUGGAACCAAAAAAUCUGUUUGUGACUAAUUUAUCACAGCCAUAUUUAUGAGUUUAAUUUAAGUGGGCUGUGCUAUGUGCCAAGCAGAACGCACACCAAGAUUUAGCAGGAAAUAAGAAAACUACUGAAAAAUGCUGAGAAAAAAUAUGAAAGGGAUACCUGGGUAUUUUGGCAAUGAGGACCUUUAUCUACUUCCCCAGAGUCAGAUGAAGUCGUGGAUACCAUGUCUAUGUCUCUGUGUCCAUUAUGAAGGAAGUUAGAGGUCGUUCCACAAGUCAAUACUAACUAACUUUAGCACAAUGACUGGAAGUCUAUGGGUAUCUACUCACCUGCUAGCAGAUACCCAUACACUUUCUGUCAUUGCGCUAACGCUGGUUAGCAUUGGCUCUCGACAUUAACUUCCUUCAUAAUGAACACAGAGACAAAAAAUAGUAAUCACGAUUUCAUCGGACUCUGGGAAAGUAGAUGAGGCCUCAUUACCAAAAUCUUUUUGUAUCGCUUAUAAAGCAGAGAAAAUAGAAAGUGAUUCAUAAAGAAGCAGUGAAAGGAUAUGGGGAAAUGUUAUUUGCUAGCUUUGUAUGAAUCACAGCACCACACAGUAACACUUUAUAAAGCAUUUUGACAUGAAUUUAAAGCUUGAAUUUUGCCAAAUGAUUGGUGCUGUAAUGCUUAUGUCGCAAAAUACUGGACCUAUGGCUGUAUAUGAUGUUUCUAAUCAUGAAGCUUGAAAUGACUCAGUUAUAUGUAUUAAUCAGCUCUCUAUAGAACACUGUU
Messenger RNA from Oncorhynchus gorbuscha (pink salmon), 3583 nucleotides. Its product is annotated as zinc finger and BTB domain-containing protein 10-like. Bases 1 to 2232 code for a protein of 743 amino acids. Lineage: Eukaryota; Metazoa; Chordata; Actinopteri; Salmoniformes; Salmonidae. The transcript has 6 exons. The record is from RefSeq and is a predicted model, not a curated record. Gene Ontology annotation, molecular function: protein binding; RNA polymerase II cis-regulatory region sequence-specific DNA binding; DNA-binding transcription factor activity, RNA polymerase II-specific. Gene Ontology annotation, biological process: regulation of transcription by RNA polymerase II.